Messenger RNA from Haliaeetus leucocephalus (bald eagle), 5416 nucleotides. RefSeq names its product protein tyrosine phosphatase, receptor type, G (gene PTPRG). Gene Ontology annotation, molecular function: protein tyrosine phosphatase activity; protein binding. The coding region runs from base 33 to 4301 and encodes 1422 amino acids. The transcript is spliced from 29 exons. Lineage: Eukaryota; Metazoa; Chordata; Aves; Accipitriformes; Accipitridae. Gene Ontology annotation, biological process: protein dephosphorylation. The record is from RefSeq and is a predicted model, not a curated record.
CCCCUCUCCCCUUUCGAUGUGCGGCUUUGGACAUGCGGAGGCUACUGCAACCGUGUUGGUGGAUCUUUUUCUUGAAAAUCACCAGCUCCGUUCUCCAUGAUGUGGUGUGCUUCCCCGCUCUGACUGAAGGUUAUGUUGGCUCUCUGCAUGAAAACAGACAUGGUAGUUCUGUGCAGAUACGGAGGCGAAAGGCUUCGGGGGAUCCUUACUGGGCAUACUCGGGUACCUAUGGUCCCGAGCACUGGGUUACUUCCAGCGAGAAGUGCGGAGGUUCUCACCAGUCUCCCAUAGACAUCGUAGACCAUCAGGCCCGUGUUGGAGAUGAGUAUCAAGAACUGCAGCUUGAUGGUUUUGACAAUGAAUCUUCAAACAAGACUUGGAUGAAAAACACAGGAAAAACGGUUGCUAUCCUGCUGAAGGACGAUUAUUUUGUCAGUGGUGCCGGGUUGCCGGGCAGAUUCAAGGCAGAGAAAGUGGAGUUUCACUGGGGUCAAAGCAACGGAUCAGCUGGCUCUGAGCACAGUAUCAAUGGCAAGAGGUUCCCUGUUGAGAUGCAGAUUUACUUCUACAAUCCUGAUGACUUUGACAGUUUUGGAACAGCAGUUCUAGAAAACAGGGUAGUAGGAGCCAUGGCCGUGUUUUUUCAAGUCAAUCAGAGGGACAAUCCAGCACUGGAUCCCAUUAUCCAUGGGUUGAAGGGCGUCGUACAUCACGAGAAGGAGACCUUUCUGGAUCCCUUUGUGCUGAGGGACCUUCUGCCGACAUCGCUGGGGAGUUAUUACCGCUACGCAGGUUCUCUGACUACUCCUCCGUGUAGCGAGAUCGUGGAGUGGAUCGUUUUUCGGAAGCCUGUUCCCAUUUCUUACCAUCAGCUGGAGGCAUUCUACUCCAUAUUCACCACUGAACAGCAAGACCACGUCAAGUCUGUGGAGUACCUGAGAAAUAACUUCCGACCACAGCAAAAACUGAACAACAGGAACGUGUCUAAGUCUGCCGUGAAGGAUGCUUGGAGCCAAGAUAUGACAGACAUCUUGGAAAAUCCACUCGGCACAGAAGCUUCCAAAGCUUGCAGCACUCCGCCAGUCAACAUGAAAGUGCAGCCUGUGAACAGGACAGCGUUACUUGUAACCUGGAACCAGCCAGAAACCAUCUACCACCCUCCGAUCAUGAACUACAUGAUCUCAUAUAGCUGGACUAAAAACGAAGAUGAAAAGGAGAAGACUUUCACCAAGGACAGUGACAAGGACCUGAAGGCCAUCAUUAGCCAUGUCUCACCUGACAUCCUUUAUCUGUUCAGAGUUCAAGCAGUUUGCCGAAAUGAAAUGCGUAGUGACUUUAGCCAGACUAUGCUCUUUCAAGCUAACACUACUCGAAUUUUCGAGGGGACCAGAAUUGUGAAAACAGGAGUGCCCACGGCAUCUCCUGCCUCCUCAGCCGACAUGGCUCCCAUCAGCUCCGGCUCCUCCACCUGGACCUCCUCGGGGCUCCCCUUCUCCUUCGUGUCCAUGGCCACAGGGAUGGGGCCUUCCUCCAGCGGCAGCCAGGCCACCGUGGCCUCAGUGGUGACCAGCACCUUGCUGGCAGGGCUGGGCUUCAGCGGUGGUGGCAUCUCCUCCUUCCCCAGCAGCGUGUGGCCCACCCGGCUCCCCGCGGCGGCCGCCCCCAGCAAGCAGGCGGGACGGUCGGUGGUGGCCGCCACCGAGGCCGCCGCCGCCUCCCCGGGGCCAGAGCGGGACUCGGCGCUGACAAAGGACAGCGAGGGAGCCGAGGAGGGGGAGAAGGACGAAAAGAGUGAAAGCGAGGAUGGGGAGCGGGAGCACGAGGAAGAGGAAGAAAAGGAUGCCGAGAAGAAGGAGAAAAACAAGGCGACGGCGGCCACGGAGGCGCGCAAUAGCACGGAGCCCAACGUGGCCACGGCUUCCCCCAACCGGACUGCCGAGGAGGAAGGAAAUAAAACCAUAUCGGGUGAAGAGCCAAACCAAAAUGUUGCCCCCACGGCUGGAGGUCCCCAGGAGGAGAGCUUUGCCGAAGCAGACACUCAGCCCCAGCCGCUCCCUUCCACCCAAGUGCCACCAGCGUUCACCAACGAACUUUACCUGGGGAAGAUCCCGAGAAGACCGGAGACAACAAGAAAACCUCCUCCAAAGGAGGACAGGUUUCCAGAGGAAUACCCCUCAGAUAACAAAUUCAUCACCAUUAACCCAGCUGACAAGAACAGCUCCAGCAUGGCGACGAGACCUUCUCCUGGUAAAAUGGAAUGGAUCAUCCCGCUUAUUGUGGUCUCAGCACUGACCUUCGUGUGCCUCAUUCUUCUCAUUGCUGUGCUUGUCUACUGGAGAAAGUGUUUUCAGACUGCCCAUUUCUAUGUGGAGGACAGCAGUUCCCCCCGUGUGGUCCCCAAUGAAAGUAUUCCCAUUAUACCUAUUCCAGAUGAUAUGGAAGCAAUUCCAGUCAAGCAGUUCGUUAAACACAUCAGUGAGCUGUAUUCUAAUAACCAGCAUGGGUUCUCGGAAGACUUUGAGGAAGUGCAGCGCUGUACGGCUGACAUGAACAUCACUGCAGAGCAUUCCAACCACCCCGACAACAAGCACAAGAACAGAUACAUCAACAUCCUAGCCUAUGAUCACAGCAGGGUGAAGCUAAGGCCUUUACCAGGAAAAGAUUCUAAGCACAGUGACUACAUUAAUGCUAAUUAUGUCGAUGGUUACAACAAAGCAAAAGCCUACAUUGCUACCCAGGGACCUUUAAAGUCUACCUUUGAAGAUUUCUGGAGGAUGAUUUGGGAACAAAAUACUGGAAUCAUUGUCAUGAUCACAAACCUUGUUGAAAAAGGAAGAAGAAAAUGCGAUCAGUACUGGCCGUCAGAGAACAGCGAGGAGUAUGGCAACAUAAUCGUCACGCUGAAGAGCACAAACAUUCACGCCUGCUACACGGUGCGCCGCUUCACAGUCAGGAACACAAAGAUGAAAAAGGGUCAGAAAGGAAACCCCAAAGGGCGGCAGAACGAGAGAACGGUUAUUCAGUAUCACUACACUCAGUGGCCUGACAUGGGUGUGCCAGAGUACGCUCUGCCUGUGCUAACCUUCGUUAGGAGAUCCUCCGCAGCCAGAACCCCGGACAUGGGACCAGUGGUGGUGCACUGCAGUGCUGGUGUUGGCAGAACUGGUACCUACAUUGUGAUAGACAGUAUGCUGCAACAGAUAAAAGACAAAAGCACAGUUAAUGUCCUGGGUUUCCUGAAACAUAUCAGGACACAGCGCAACUACCUCGUCCAGACAGAGGAGCAGUACAUUUUUAUUCACGAUGCCUUGUUGGAAGCCAUCCUUGGGAAGGAGACUGAAGUAUCUGCAAACCAGCUGCAUAGUUACGUUAACAGCAUCCUCAUACCUGGCAUAGGAGGGAAGACACGACUAGAAAAACAGUUCAAGCUGGUUACACAGUGUAAUGCAAAAUAUGUGGAAUGCUUCAGCGCUCAGAAAGACUGCAACAAAGAGAAGAACAGGAACUCAUCAGUCGUGCCGUCUGAGCGUGCUAGAGUGGGCUUGGCACCGCUGCCUGGAAUGAAGGGAACAGAUUACAUUAAUGCCUCUUAUAUCAUGGGCUACUACAGGAGUAACGAGUUUAUCAUAACCCAACACCCACUGCCACAUACGACUAAAGAUUUCUGGCGAAUGAUCUGGGAUCACAAUGCACAGAUCAUCGUCAUGCUGCCGGACAACCAGAGCCUGGCAGAAGAUGAGUUUGUGUACUGGCCAAGUCGCGAGGAAUCCAUGAACUGUGAGGCCUUUACUGUGACCCUUAUCAGCAAAGACAGACUGUGCCUCUCUAACGAAGAGCAAAUUAUCAUCCAUGACUUUAUCCUUGAAGCUACCCAGGAUGACUACGUUCUGGAAGUCCGCCACUUUCAGUGUCCUAAAUGGCCAAACCCAGAUGCUCCCAUAAGCAGUACCUUUGAACUUAUCAAUGUAAUCAAGGAAGAGGCCUUAACAAGGGAUGGCCCCACCAUAGUUCAUGAUGAGUAUGGAGCUGUGUCAGCAGGAACGCUAUGUGCCCUUACCACUCUGUCCCAGCAGCUGGAGAAUGAAAAUGCUGUCGAUGUUUUCCAGGUGGCAAAGAUGAUAAACCUUAUGCGGCCUGGAGUAUUUACAGACAUUGAACAGUACCAGUUUCUUUAUAAGGCAAUGCUAAGCUUGGUCAGCACUAAGGAAAAUGGAAAUGGUCCCAUGACACUGGACAAAAACGGUGCUGUGAUGGCCAGUGACGAAUCUGAUCCCGCAGAAAGCAUGGAGUCUCUUGUCUAAUUGGAAACCUGAAAAGGCACUUAAUUUGUAGAACUUCUGAAGACUGAGUGAACUUUUUUGAGGCCUUUUUUGCCAGACUCUAGGUUAUACAAUAACCCAAUUACUUUUUUACACUGAUAAAAGUUUUGAUAUUUAUUUUUUGCCAUUUUAUGUCUUAAUGGUAUCCUACUGAGCAUUUGCACCUCUGUUUAUUUCACACAGUGAAACGCAAUUUUAUCUAGUUUGCACUAUAUGAUCAGUGUUACUGCCUAUAAUAUUCUAAUACAAGACAAGCCCUGAUGUGACAUUCCAUGACAACAAACAUAUGCUUUUUCAGUUUUGUUUAAAUGCAGUGAAGUUUUGCUAACUACAGUGACCCUCGAAUCUUAAAUCUUGAAUGCUAGGCCAGAUGGAUUCUUUCUACAACAGAUACUGUACCCCUCAUACCAUAUUUAUUAUUUUAAUGAUCAUGUCACGGUUUUGGUAACGGUAUUCUGCAUUCCAGUGGAGUGGAUGAGCAGUGUUCAUCCUUUCUUGACAAAACGUGGCAGGUGAUUAUUAGCUACAGCGAAGGUGUAAUAGCCUUGUGGAGCUGAAACAAUUAUUUCUGUAUUGUUUCAAAUUGCUGUUUUGUACACUUACAGGCCUAAGACUUGCUUCACGUGGAAUAUAUAAAUUACAUACAAUAUAAUUAUAAAUUAGAUGCAAUUCAUAUGUGGGACGCAGUGAUAGGUUUUGAAUUUACAAUUUCCAAGUUUCCCCAUGUAUUGAGAAAAACGUUGAUUUUAGUUUUCAACCAGCCCUAUGAUGGGAAGGUAUUUUGGUUUUAUUCUCAUCAGAGCCAAUACAGUGAGAAAUCUACUACGACCCCAAAUCAGACCUGUUUUCAGAUAUAUUGAAGGUAGCAAUAUUUUACAUUACUAAGCUAUUCAAUAUUUUAAACACAUUAAUUUCCUUACUAUUUCUUGAAUAUGACCUCACACCUAAUGGUAUGUUACAUGGUGACAGGCGUUUCUUAAUUUCAUAACUGUUAGAUGCCAUUUUUACAGGUGUGUAAUUUUCAUACUUUAGUGCUAAAACAUAAAGUACUGAUCCAUAUUUACUGGUGAAGCAAACUAAUAAAAAAACUACCUAUA